AUGUAUGCCAAGGGCAAAGGCUCUACGGUACCUUCGGACGCUCAGGCACGCGAGAAGUUGGCCCUCUAUGUUUACGAAUACUUACUGCAUGUUGGGGCACAGAAAGCGGCACAAACUUUCCUCUCAGAAAUACGAUGGGAGAAGAAUAUAACGCUCGGCGAGCCCCCCGGGUUUCUCCACUCGUGGUGGUGUGUGUUUUGGGACCUAUACUGCGCAGCGCCAGAACGACGGGACACAUGCGAACACUCAUCAGAGGCGAAGGCUUUCCACGAUUAUGGCUUCGUGAAUUCAGGCUACGGUGUUAACGGUAUCGGUCACAAUGCAGGCCCGGCGCCUCCCAAUGACGGCAUGGGUGGAGGUGGUAUGCCGCCUGGUUUCUUCCCCAAUUCUUCACUUCGGCCUUCACCGCCAGCACCACAUCCAGGGUCACAACCGUCGCCACAUGGACCCCAACCACAGUUGAUGGGUUCAGGACAACCAUUUAUAGGGCCUUGGUAUUCAGGGGGACCUAGAUCAGCUGUAAGGAUGGGCAUGGGCAAUGAUUUCAACGGACCUCCAGGUCAAGGUAUGAUGGGCAAUUCGUUAGAAAGAGGGGGAGCAGGAGGGGCGGGGAUGCUUGGUGGGCCGCGCAUGACCCCGCCACGACCCGGGAUGGGACCCAUGAGUCCUGGAGCGUAUGCAGCGGGUAUGAGAGGACCACCGCCACAGGGUGCAGGUAUGCCACCAAUGGGUAUGGGUCCGCGAGGUGCAUGGGCUGGCGGUAGCGGCUCGGCUGGUGGUUCAGCGCCUCUCAAUUACAGUGGGGGGUCCCCGGGAGCGUACGGGGCACCCCCGGGGUCGAAUGGCCCGCCCGGACCACCAACGCCGAUAAUGCCAAGCCCACAAGACUCUUCUAACUCAGGCGGCGACAACAUGUACACGAUGAUGAAGCCUGUGACGGGAGCCCUAGGCGCCGAGUUCCCACUCUCGGGCGAGCACGGGCCACCGUCGCAGCACCACAACCAACCGCCAACGAGCGAAGGAUUAGGCGGUGUAGACGGAAUGAAAUCAUCUCCAGGCGGCGUCGGGGGCGGAGGCCCAGGCACGCCCCGCGAAGACUCCGCCUCGGGGAUGGGGGAUUACAACUUAAGUUUCGGUGGGCCCGGCGGGGAUCAGAAUGACCAGACGGAAUCGGCCGCCAUUUUGAAAAUUAAAGAGAGCAUGCAAGAGGAGGCCAAACGAUUCGAGAAGGACCCAGAUCACCCAGACUACUUCAUGCAGUGA
Leptosia nina is the source of this 1263-nucleotide messenger RNA. The record is from the annotation of a GenBank genome assembly. Lineage: Eukaryota; Metazoa; Arthropoda; Insecta; Lepidoptera; Pieridae.